AUGUUCAAAACAUCCGUUCUAUUAGCCUGUUUGGCAUUUUCGACCAUCGCUGCUGACGGAAACUACUUCCAAGUGCUAAUUAGGGAAAUUGACAAUCCAGCAGGAACAGUGAAAAAUGGCCAGCCAUGCAGUAAUUUUGGAUUUUUGGGAGCUGGGUGCAACACUUAUAUGAAAGCAGUUGCUACAGCAAGUGGGACCAAUCUCUCAGAUGUAAAUUUACCUGAUGCAAUUCAAAUAAACACAAAUAUGGAGACAAGAGUUUCAAACUUAAAUUUUGUGGUCUCUGAUGAUUAUGUUAAUUCAGUUGAUGCAUUCACUGGAUUCGAUCUGCGUGUGGUUCUUGGCACUGAUUCAGAUUGCACCAACAUCAUUGACGACUACAUCAUUCAUGUUUCAUCAAACCAGGAACAAGGAGUUUAUACUUACACAAGCCUUCGAGAUGGAACUCUCGCUACAACAAUCUCAAUCGCCUGGUCUACCAAUAUCGCUCCACAAAGCACCACUGCCACACCAGAACCAACCACAACUGGAGUUCCAUUCACAGGAUCCACCGCAGUACCAACUACCACACCAAGACCACCAGUCGAUUGCUCGGAAGUCGUCAAUGUGACUUCUGGAGUUCAAAAAAUUUAUCCAGAUGGAACUACUCCGGUGUCUGUUUAUUGUGAUCAAACUUCGUAUGGAACAUACACUGUUAUUCAGAGCCGUGGAGUAAUUGGACAGAACAUCACCUUCGACUUCCCAUCCGUAUCUAACUACUCUGCUGCUUUCGGAGAACCUGGAAUAGGAAAUAACUAUUGGUUCGGAUUGGAUAAUAUGCAUGUUUUGAGUGGAGUGAAACCAUACGCCCUACAAAUUGAUCUGUGUUGUGGAACCAAGUUGAUUGCUAAGCAAAUUUAUCACAACUUCAAGAUUGAUACUGCCGAGAAAUUUUACAAGUUGACAGCAGUUGCUGAUAUUUCUGGAGUCGGACUUGAUUAUUCAAAUUCCGGAAAGGAUCUCGCAGCGGCCUUCUCUACUUCCACAGAAUGGCAUGGACCUAAAGCACAUGAUUCGUGUGAUCAAUUCGAAUUCUACGAUGAUGACUCUUCAAUUGACCCACCUCCACAGUCCAAGCCAUACGGAGGAUGGUGGUAUGGAAGUUGCGGAAACAACAUGAACGGAUUCUUGUAUCCAUCAAGAAGUGGCAAUUGCACUGUUCCUCUCGAAAUAUUCGAUGCAAACGGAAUGUUGGGAGUGAAUAUGAGAACAACACCAGGACUGGGAUUCAAUGGAUAUGAUGUCGAUUUGCAAUCCUACGAUCGUGUUCGUAUGGCUCUCUUCACUUUCGAUUCAUCCACAAUCGAUAGAACAGACUCGUCUUUCUGUAACUAA
This is a messenger RNA of Caenorhabditis remanei, 1374 nucleotides long. RefSeq lists its product as uncharacterized. Bases 1 to 1374 code for a protein of 457 amino acids. The transcript is spliced from 12 exons. Lineage: Eukaryota; Metazoa; Nematoda; Chromadorea; Rhabditida; Rhabditidae. The record is from RefSeq and is a predicted model, not a curated record.